CUUGCCCGGCCACAUGGAGACACCCUUGGAGAAAGCCUUGGCCACGCUGGUGUACACCUUCCACAAAUACUCAGGGAAGGAAGGCAACAAGUUUACUUUAAGCAAGCAGGAGUUGAAGGAGCUGGUGAAGAAGGAGCUGGCACUCGAAGAGAAGAUGAAGGAUGGGGGAAUCGACAAGCUUAUGAAGACCCUAGACAAAAACAAAGACGAAGAAAUUGACUUCAAGGAGUACACUGGCUUCCUCUCGGCCCUCUGCAUGACCUACAAUGAUUUUUUCCAGCAGGAUUCAAAAUAAGGAGUG
Messenger RNA from Rhineura floridana, 301 nucleotides. RefSeq names its product S100 calcium binding protein A5 (gene S100A5). The coding region runs from base 14 to 295 and encodes 93 amino acids. Lineage: Eukaryota; Metazoa; Chordata; Lepidosauria; Squamata; Rhineuridae. The record is from RefSeq and is a predicted model, not a curated record. Gene Ontology annotation, molecular function: calcium ion binding. The transcript has 2 exons. Gene Ontology annotation, cellular component: nucleus; cytoplasm.